This is a messenger RNA of Musa acuminata AAA Group (dessert banana), 525 nucleotides long. RefSeq lists its product as uncharacterized. Bases 1 to 525 code for a protein of 174 amino acids. The transcript has a single exon. Gene Ontology annotation, cellular component: nucleus. The record is from RefSeq and is a predicted model, not a curated record. Lineage: Eukaryota; Viridiplantae; Streptophyta; Magnoliopsida; Zingiberales; Musaceae.
AUGGAUUCAUCUGAUCUCCCCAUGGACGGGAAGUCGUCGAGGCCGCGGCUGGCUCCUCUCAAAGUUCGAAGGGACUCCUACGCGAUAAAGAAACGUCCGGUUGUGCCGCCUGCGCCACCCCAGUACCGGCGGCCCAUCAUAAUUUACGCCGUCUCGCCGAAGGUCGUCCACGCCACUCCUAGCGACUUCAUGUCGGUGGUGCAACGCCUCACCGGUGCCGCCGCCGCCUCCUCUUCGUCUUCUUCUGAUGCUUCAGUUUUGUCUGCAUCUGCUCGUUUAGCCACACACGCAUCGAGCAGUGAAAUGUUGAUGAAGGGCGAGCAAGAUCUAUCGGAUGAUCUACUGGGAGUCGAUGGUGGCAUGGUGUUUUCCCGAUCAUCCUUCGAUGGACUCAGCGAAGAUAUUUCCGGCAACAAGGGCGUCAUGGGGAUCAGCAGCUUCUCGCCAAGUCCUAAUCAUUCUGCUGCUGCUGCUGCUUACUGGGAGUUUUGGCUGCUGCAACAACAUGAUGGAGGUCGUAUCUGA